This is a messenger RNA of Dichomitus squalens LYAD-421 SS1, 798 nucleotides long. RefSeq names its product glycolipid transfer protein. NCBI's taxonomy places the organism in Eukaryota, Fungi, Basidiomycota, Agaricomycetes, Polyporales, Polyporaceae. The coding region runs from base 1 to 597 and encodes 198 amino acids. The record is from RefSeq and is a predicted model, not a curated record. Gene Ontology annotation, biological process: intermembrane lipid transfer; ceramide transport. The transcript is spliced from 7 exons. Gene Ontology annotation, molecular function: ceramide 1-phosphate binding; ceramide 1-phosphate transfer activity. Gene Ontology annotation, cellular component: membrane; cytosol; cytoplasm.
AUGGUGCCGUACUUUGAGACCGCGAAGUCUUUCGCCGACGUACCAAUCACCGGCGACGGCGUCGACACCGCCACCUUCCUUCUCGCUUCAACGGACUUUGUGAACAUGUUCGACCUCCUGGGCGGCGGCGUAUUCGCAUUCGUCCAGAACGAUCUCCGAAGCAACAUAACCGGCGUCCGCCAACGCUUCGACGCCGCGCCUUCCGAAUCGGGCACGCUCGAGAAGCUCGUCGUCAAUGAAUGCCAGCGCCGCGGCGAGCGACACGGGACUGCCUGCCUCGUCCGCCUCGUCCGCGGCCUGUGGUUCACGUGCGAAGCGCUCCGUAACAUGCAACAGGACAGAAACGCGGAGCUCCACGUCUGCUUCAGGCGCUCGUUCGACGUCGUCCUCAAGCCCCGCCUCUCGUUCGUCGUUCGCUCCGUAGUCUCCGUCGCAAUCAUGGCCGUGCCCAGCAGGCACGACUUCUACAACCGCCUCGCCCAAGGGGGCUCCCACGAGAAGUUCGACGACGCACUGACGCGCUGGCUGGCCAGCCUCGACGCGCUCGUGCUCCGCCUGAAGGCGUUCCUCUCCGAGGGCCGUUACGGGACGGUGUAGGGCGACGCGCUUCUCGUCCGGAGACGCAGCUGUCAUUGCCAUCGGCGACGUGUCUACAUACAUGAUCCCACUUCUUCUUCUUCUUCUUAUCGCGCCCUCGCCCAGCGAGCUCGCCAUCCUGCACGCCUUCUGUUCGGACACGCACGCCCCGGCGUGGAAAUGAAGCAUACCGCGCAGCUCGUGCGAUCGGAUACAAUUCAU